GCCAUGACUUCUGUUUCCGAAAAAGGUGGUGUGCAACCUGCUGAGCAAAUAGAAGAGAGAGAACCUAAAACUGAAAAUAGUGAUGAAGAGGAGGAGGAGGAGGAAGAGGAGAAAGAAAAGAGCCUCAUUGUUGAAGGAAAAAGAGAGAAGAAGAAAGUAGAAAGAUUGACCAUGCAAGUGUCCUCGUUACAAAAGGAGCCUUUUACAAUUACACCAGGAAAGGGACAAAAACUCUGUGAAAUUGAAAGGAUACAGUACUUCUUAAGUAAGAAGAAAACAGAUGAACUUCGAAAUCUGCACAAACUUCUUUAUAAUAGACCAGGCACAGUUGCUUCACUAAAGAAGAACGUGGGACAGUUCAGCGGGUAUCCAUUUGAAAAAGGAAGUGGUCAAUACAAGAAAAAGGAAGAAAUGUUAAAAAAAUACAGAAAUGCAAUGCUGAAAAGUAUUUGUGAAGUUCUUGAUUUGGAAAGAUCAGGAGUUAAUAGUGAACUGGUAUCCAGAAUCCUAAACUUCUUGAUGCAUCCAAAACCUUCAGGCAAGCCAUUACCAAAAUCCAAGAAAACACCCAGCAAAGGUGGUAAAAAAGAACGCAGUAGCUCUGGAACAGCAAGAAAAGCUAAACACACCAAAUGUCCUGAGAUCCUGUCAGAUGAAUCUAGUAGUGAGGAAGAUGAAAAAAAGGAAAAGGAUGAAUCAUCCGAAGAAGAUAAAGAAAGUGAAGAGGAGCGACCUAAAAAACCGACCAAAAAAGAAAAACCUAAGCAGAAGACAACUCCAAAAACCAAAAAGGGCACAAAGAAUGCUAAUGUCAAAAAAGCAGAUAGCAGUACAACCAAAAAGAAUCAGAAUAGUUCCAAAAAAGAAAGUGAAUCUGAGGAUAGUUCAGAUGAUGAGCCUUUAAUUAAAAAGUUGAAAAAGCCACCUACAGAUGAAGAACUGAAGGAAACUGUGAAGAAGCUGUUAGCUAAUGCUAACUUAGAGGAAGUCACCAUGAAGCAGAUUUGUAAAGAGGUAUAUGAAAGCUAUCCCAGUUAUGACUUGUCUGACAGGAAAGACUUCAUCAAAAAGACAGUGAAAGAGGUAAAUACUGGAUCAGGGAAAUGUGGUGUGUGACGGAAGGACUUCAUGUUUCAGCUGUUUGGAUAUCUUGUGG
Molecule: messenger RNA, 1156 nt
Organism: Euleptes europaea (tarantolino)
Lineage: Eukaryota; Metazoa; Chordata; Lepidosauria; Squamata; Sphaerodactylidae
Gene: DEK
Product: DEK proto-oncogene
Exons: 9
Coding region: 4-1116 (370 amino acids)
Biological process (GO): chromatin organization; regulation of double-strand break repair
Cellular component (GO): nucleus
Molecular function (GO): DNA binding; histone binding
Source: RefSeq, a predicted model, not a curated record